AAAAAUUAAUAAUUUAAUAAAAACAAUAUUUAAAAGAAUGUGUUCUCUAAGUUCCUGCCCUUCCCCUGUUUGGUCUAACAAUGAAGGAAUUAAUUUGGGGGGAAAUAAUAAUGGAGAAAAGUGGCCUGGAACUUCAACAACUACAAAACCCAAACAUUCAAUUAAUGAAAUUUUGUCAGAAAAAAAUGAAGAGGAGGAACAGAGUGUUAAAAAGGAGGAAGGGGUGGAGGAACAGAAGAGUUUUGAACAAAAUUUGGAAGAAAAUAACAACAAUUUAAUAAAAUCAGAAACAAUAAAAGAAGAAAGAAGAGAAGAAGAAGAACACCCCCACCAACAACAACCGCAACUUCCCCUAAUUCCCCCAACAAUUUCAAUUCAAAAUUUGCUUCAAAAUUUUGUCCAAAAUUUAUUUUCCCAAAAAUCUACUCAACAAUUAAUCCCUCCUUCCUCAAAUAAUUAUUUUUCCCCUCCAUUUUCUCAACUACAAGAAUUACAAAAUAAUCAAAUAAAUAAUUGGCCAUCUUCUCUUUUAUUACAACAACAAAUUAUUGAUAAUAAUUUAAAUAAUUCAGUUCAAUCUCCACCCUCAACAACAAAUUUAUUAUCAUUCCCUCCCCCUCCCUCAGCUUCUUCCCAAACAACAACAACUUUUUUCCUUCCCUUUCCCCAACAAAUAAAAAUGGAAACAACACAACAAAUAACCCAUCAAAAUUCUUCCCCAUCCCCUCCAACAAUUAAUUGUUUUAAUCAGUCAAAUUCUCCUUGUAAUUUAAAUGGAGGAGGAGGGGGAAUUAUUGGGAAAAAACAGUCUAGGCCGACUUUUAGUGGACAACAAAUUUACAUGUUGGAAAAAAAAUUUGAAAAUUCAAAAUAUUUGGCUGGGACAGAGAGGGCACAAUUGGCUAAAGAAUUGUCAAUGACUGAAAGUCAGGUUAAGGUGGGCAACUUUUUUUGGAAAAUAACAAAAAAAUAUUUUUUUAACUCUCGGCCAACUAUAAAAUUUCCAAAAUCCUCCCCCUCAACUACAGUAUUUCCUUUAUUUUUCCCUUGUCUCUCUUCUCUUUUCUUUGUCUCUUCCAUAUUUCACCAAUUCCACAUUUUGCCAACAAGUGUAAAAAUCGACGUUUUGCCACAAAGUUUGUUGACAAAAUGUGUGCUUUUACCCUUUUUGGUGAAAUGUGGUAUUGGUGAAAUAUGGUUACUCACUCUUCUUCGUUUUCUCUUUCCUCUUGUCUAAAACAACUAAAAAUACAUUCAUUAUUUCAUUGCCCGUUAAAAAAAAGAAUUAAUGGAUAAAAUAAAAAAUUAAGAUAAGAAAGAAAAAAUGCGGCAGGGCAUCUGCUAUAAAUAAAUGUUGCCAAAAUAUAAAAUGUUCGUUUUAAAUCCUUAAAAAAAUUUUUUUUGUUUUCUGGUUAGCGGGGGAAUUUUUAAUUGUUUUUUAAAAAUAAAUGUUUG
Meloidogyne enterolobii is the source of this 1455-nucleotide messenger RNA. The record is from the annotation of a GenBank genome assembly. NCBI's taxonomy places the organism in Eukaryota, Metazoa, Nematoda, Chromadorea, Rhabditida, Meloidogynidae.